Molecule: messenger RNA, 2179 nt
Organism: Cyprinodon variegatus (sheepshead minnow)
Lineage: Eukaryota; Metazoa; Chordata; Actinopteri; Cyprinodontiformes; Cyprinodontidae
Gene: colgalt2b
Product: procollagen galactosyltransferase 2-like
Exons: 12
Coding region: 38-1870 (610 amino acids)
Molecular function (GO): procollagen galactosyltransferase activity
Source: RefSeq, a predicted model, not a curated record
UCCGGCUUCAGUUGGGAACACUCAUCCGGGAGGAAACAUGCGGGCAGUCGCUGAGCUGUGGGUCCUACUGGCUGCUCUGGUGGCCGGCGUCCUGUCCGAACUGGUGACGCUGGUGCAGGAGCGGGUGAAGCCGGAGUCCCCUGUUCUGCCGCCGAAGGUUAUGAUCGCCAUCCUGGCGCGGAACGCAGCGCACAGCCUGCCGCACCACCUGGGCUGCAUCGAGAGGCUGGAGUACCCGAAGGAGCGCAUAGCUAUCUGGGCAGCAACAGACCACAAUGUGGACAACACCACUGCUAUGUUAAGAGAAUGGCUGAAAAGAGCACAGCGUGUUUAUCACUACGUGGAGUGGAGGCCGAUGGAGGAAUUUAGUUCCUACACAGAUGAGUGGGGUCCGAAACACUGGCCUCCUUCCAGAUUCAGCCACGUCAUGAAGCUGAGACAGGCGGCCCUGAAGGCUGCCAGGGAACGAUGGGCCGACUACAUACUGUUUGUUGACAGUGACAACCUGCUGACCAACCCCCGAGUGCUGAGCCUGUUGAUGGCCGAGAACCUGACGCUGGUCGCCCCCAUGUUGGAGUCUCGCUCUCUCUAUUCCAACUUCUGGUGUGGUGUCACCCCACAGGGUUACUACAAGCGAACCCCGGACUACCAGCCCAUCAGGGAGUGGAAGAGGCUUGGCUGUUUCCCUGUUCCCAUGGUGCACAGCACCUUUCUUUUGGAUCUUCGGCGUGAAUCCAGCCGGGACUUGGCUUUCUACCCACCUCAUCCGGACUACAGCUGGGCCUUUGAUGAUAUCAUGGUGUUUGCCUUCUCGGCACGUCAAGCAGGCGUGCAGAUGUAUGUGUGCAACAAGGAACACUAUGGCUUCCUGCCCGUCCCUCUCAAAGCUCAACAAAACGUGGAGGAUGAAAAGGAGAGUUUCAUACACACCGUCACAGAAGCUCUAAUUGAACACGACAUCGAUCCUUCUCAGUACGUCUACGCACCACUGUUGCCCCCGGAUACAAUGGGCUUUGAUGAAAUUUUCCUGAUCAACUUGAAACGGCGGCUGGACAGAAGGACCAGGAUGCUGAAAACAAUGGCCUCCCUGGGCAUUCAUGGCACAUUGAUUGACGCCGUGGACGGAAAAGCUCUGAAUACAUCCCAGCUGCAGGCACUGGGAAUAGAGAUGUUGCCAGGCUACAAGGAUCCAUAUUCUGGUCGCGUCCUCACCAGAGGAGAGAUCGGCUGCUUCCUGAGUCAUCACUCCAUAUGGAAACUGGUGGUUGAGCGUGGCCUCCAGAAGGUCCUUGUUCUGGAGGAUGAUGUGAGGUUUGAGCCCAGGUUUAAACGAAGGCUUCAGGCUAUAAUGGAGGACAUAGAAAAAACCCACCUGGACUGGGACCUCAUCUAUGUGGGAAGGAAGCGUAUGCAGGUACAGCAGCCCGAGCAUUCAGUGGAAGGUGUGAACAACCUGGUUGAAGCCGACUAUUCCUACUGGACCCUCGCUUACGCUCUCUCACAGGAGGGGGCUCGAAAGUUACUGGCAGUUCAGCCUUUAACAAAGAUGCUGCCUGUCGAUGAAUUUCUACCCAUCAUGUUCAACAAACAUCCAAAUGUUCAGUAUAUGUCCCAUUUUGAGCCACGGAACCUGAAGGCUUUUUCUGUGGAGCCAUUGCUGCUCUAUCCCACCCAUUACACCGGAGAGCCAGGCUACAUCAGCGACACCGAGACUUCCACCAUCUGGGAUGACGACGCCAUCGCCACCGACUGGGACCGGCAGCACGCACGCAAAACAGCCCAGCAGGGCCGUAUCCGCCCCGUAGCACAGAACACCGUCACCGGAGACUCCCCGCCUCCUGCUGCCCGAGCCUCACGCGAUGAGCUCUGAUAAAGACCCAGGAGAGUCUCUGAAUGUCCCACAUAUCCGCACUUAAAAAGAACCUGGAGCUGACAUAUUGCACAGGCAUUCACACUGAUAAAACUGGUGGAUUAUGGCAGAAAUGAGAUGAGCCUCGUAUCUGCUGCCUGUGGAAGGGACGAAGCAAGCAGAACCCGGGACGAGGGCCAGCAAGCCUUCUACAAAGAGCUUUAUUUAUUCUCCAUGUGGGUUUUUCGUGCAUGGAUCCAGUUACGGCCUGAAAACUUUACAAGGAAGUCAUGACAACAUGUACAUGAUGUGAAAAGAAAAGGAAAAAAA